AUUACACCGCGGCCACCUUUGUGCACGUUUUCUGCGCGAUCUACAUUCAGCGUAGCUACGGCACAGUAAUAAUCUGACCCUGGCUCGGAUCCCCGUCAAACUGUCCAAUUAACACAGCAACACCGCGGAGCAUUGGACCGCCUCAUCCAUGCAUUGGAGUCCCGAGCCACAGCGCUCCGGCUCCGGCUCUGGCUCCAGCCAUAGCCAUGUCGGCCAGGAAUGCAGCGGCUGGCGGCGGUGACAGAGCGGGAGGCGAACCGGCAGAAGAUGUGCUGGUUGAAGAAAACCAAAACAGUUCUCUCUCUCUGUCUGGCAUGAUGACUCCAUCCUCAUCUUCUGGCAUGUCCUUCAGCAUGGAGAUGCCCCGGAAGCGCAAGGGCAGCAUGGACAACCAGGAAACAAAAUCUGCUUCCAUCAUUGACGCAGAUAUGGAAGACGACCAAAACGGGUCAGAUGAUGAGGACCAACAUGUCAAAAUUAAAUGCUUCAGGGAACCACACAGCCAAAUUGAGAAGAGAAGACGAGACAAAAUGAACAAUCUCAUUGACAAGCUAUCAGCCAUGAUUCCUACUUGUAAUCCCAUGUCUCGUAAACUGGACAAACUCACUGUGCUCAGAAUGGCCGUGCAGCACCUCAAAUCUCUCAAAGGUUCAGCAAGCUCCUUCUCUGAAGCCAACUACAAACCAUCAUUCCUUCCUGACGAGGAACUCAAACACCUUGUCCUUAAGGCUGCAGAUGGGUUCCUGUUUGUAGUGGGCUGUGAUCGUGGGAAAAUAGUUUUUGUCUCAGAGUCCGUCACGAAGAUUUUAAAUUAUAGUCGGGCGGAGCUGAUUGGACAGAGCUUGUUUGAUUACAUACACCCUAAGGACAUGGGAAAAGUGAAGGAGCAGCUGUCCGCUUCUGAAUUAUACCCUCGCGAACGUCUAAUAGACGCUAAAACCGGUCUGCAGGUCCAGGCUGACCUCCCAGUUGGUGCAGCGCGGCUGUGUUCGGGUGCACGGCGCUCUUUCUUCUGCCGCAUGAAGUACAACAAAGUUUCUGUUAAAGUGGAGAAGGAAUUCCAAGCCAGCACCUCCAAAAAGAAAGAAUCGCAGAAGUACUGCACAGUUCACUGUUCAGGUUAUAUGCGCAGCUGGCCUACCAGUCAGUUGGGAGCAGAAGGGGAGGGUGAGGCAGAUAAGCAGGAUAGCUCUCAUUUCAGCUGUCUGGUGGCUGUGGGACGCGUCCACUCCCACUCAUCUCCUCAAGUUAACGGAGAAGUCAGAGUUAAAGCUACGGAGUUCAUCACACGUUAUGCCAUGGAUGGAAAAUUCACCUUUGUCGAUCAAAGGGCAACAACCAUUCUUGGUUAUCUUCCACAAGAACUGCUUGGGACGUCAUGUUAUGAGUACUUCCAUCAAGAUGACUUGCCGCAUUUAGCUGAUAGACAUCGAAAAGUGCUGCGCAGUAAAGAGAAAAUAGAGACAAACUGCUACAAGUUCAAAACAAAAUACGGCUCGUUUGUCACUCUGCAAAGUCAGUGGUUUAGUUUUGUAAAUCCCUGGACCAAAGAAGUAGAGUACAUAGUGUCAACUAACACAGUCAUAUCGCAUGAUCACAGUCGAACAAGUCGAUCGGGGAGCAAGAGUGAACAGACAAGCAACUCCAAGACAUCUGAUGAAGAUGGCAAGAAGUCCCUCCCAAUUAUACCAGGCAUCUCCACCACACCUGGAACUAUGAUAUAUGCUGGAAGUAUAGGGACGCAGAUUGCCAAUGAGCUGCUGGAUUUCAAUAGGAUGAAUUCAUCUCCGUCCAGUGGUAAUGUCAGUCCAUUCAGUUUACCACUGGAUAAGUCUCCACAAACUCACAAUCAAGUCAGCAACAAUGUGCCAAAUGGAGAGGCAACAGAUAUGGAGAUGUCAGAAAAGCCCAGCUCUGAGAAUGAACCUCAGGGAGCUUCGUUCUCAGGAGAUGCACUCAUGGGUGAGAAUUCCCAGCUGGAUUUGGACAGUGUGGUUGGACCGGGCCUUAGUAGUCUUAGCAAUGAUGAAGCAGCCAUGGCAGUGAUCAUGAGUCUCCUGGAGACGGACACAAACUUAGGCGAGGCUGUAGACUUUGAAGAGAUGCACUGGUCUUUAUAGAAUCUGCUCUUACAGUGUGAUGCAGCGACACACUGAAAAACACUACGGUCAGUUUUUUGAUGACAAGAACUGCUUGACUGCUCUCUCCAAGAGGCAGCGUUCAUUUUAUAAAAAUAUCUUUUUUUAUUUAUUAGUUACUGUUUCCCACAUAAGCUGUGUAGUCCUUGGAUGGCUACUGUAACAGGUGGCGGUAUCGACGACAAUAAGGGACAUCUGCUUUCCCUCGUUGUCCGGAGGAGGACGUGCCUCUAAAGCUUUACAGCAGUUUGCCUGCCCGGAGACGUUGUCACUCACUGCUUCCUCUGUUUUACUAAACAGGCCUCACAAGGUGAAAGAACUGAUGAACACAAAUGACACCGACAUGAUAUACAAUAGCUCUUGAUUCCUGCUUAUGUUUUAAUCCUCCACCUACACUUGAACAGAGGUUGGGAGUGAUGAUGCAAAAAAAUUGCACUGAAUCAAUUCAUGU
Molecule: messenger RNA, 2589 nt
Organism: Scomber japonicus (chub mackerel)
Lineage: Eukaryota; Metazoa; Chordata; Actinopteri; Scombriformes; Scombridae
Gene: bmal2
Product: basic helix-loop-helix ARNT like 2
Exons: 17
Coding region: 207-2120 (637 amino acids)
Biological process (GO): regulation of transcription by RNA polymerase II
Cellular component (GO): aryl hydrocarbon receptor complex; transcription regulator complex; cytoplasm
Molecular function (GO): protein dimerization activity; DNA-binding transcription factor activity, RNA polymerase II-specific; RNA polymerase II cis-regulatory region sequence-specific DNA binding
Source: RefSeq, a predicted model, not a curated record